Penicillium hordei is the source of this 1608-nucleotide messenger RNA. RefSeq lists its product as uncharacterized. Gene Ontology annotation, molecular function: high-affinity potassium ion transmembrane transporter activity. The transcript is spliced from 4 exons. Gene Ontology annotation, biological process: intracellular potassium ion homeostasis; potassium ion import across plasma membrane. Gene Ontology annotation, cellular component: plasma membrane. NCBI's taxonomy places the organism in Eukaryota, Fungi, Ascomycota, Eurotiomycetes, Eurotiales, Aspergillaceae. The coding region runs from base 1 to 1608 and encodes 535 amino acids. The record is from RefSeq and is a predicted model, not a curated record.
AUGGACCUAUCUACAUUGGGUUCUCUACAGCAGGGCACGCUUUUUGCCCUUCUUAUUCUUGGCCAUGCUUUUCCAAUAUUCGCUUUCAUCUCCUUAUUGCGUGCGAUAUCGUUCCGAACUGCGCUGAACGAUGCCCCAAGCGAGGAAAAGGGUGACCAAACAGUGUCCCAAAUGCCGAUAUUGCAACUCGAGGAACAAAUAGGCUGUUACAAAGAGGAUGAAUUGCCUACCAAAUUAAUAGACAAAGCAAAAAUCAGAAUGGUAGUGAGGGAGGUUCAAGCCGAUAUAGGAUUAUGGAAUGGCCAUGAACUUUGUGCUGCCACAGACUCGCAACAUUGUGACGAGACCGAGCGAAGUUCUUCCGUCAGCGUGAAUAACAAAAGAAAAGACAUUCAAAAUUGCAAGGCACACAUUCAAGGCCUAAUUUCUUGGUCCAAGGGCAUGAUCCACCGAUCAGCCAACCGUCUGUCUUGCAGAGACUCAAUCUGCUGCAAUGCACCAGAUGGUAUACAGUAUAUGGCACUUUGUUUAAUAACUGGGCUUAUUAUACUAUACUUCAUCGGGUUCCUCAUUCUUGGUAUCGUGAGUAUUGGCCUAUGGUCAAAGUUCGUCCGCCCAGAUAUUCCACGGGAGGAUAAAGCCUCUCCUUUUUGGGCGGGCGCUUUUCUUGCUGCAUCUGCGCUUUGCAACAACGGGAUGUCCCUCAUUGACACUAAUAUGGGCCCUUAUCAAACAGAGCCCUUUCCACUUCUUGCCUGCGGCUUUCUCAUCCUUGCUGGAAAUACUCUUUUCCCCUGCUUACUGCGCUUCUUCAUCUGGGUAUUGAGAAUGAUGUUACCAAAUAGUCCCACUUGGCAGUUAUGGCGACGAACUUUCGAUUUUACUCUUUCUCAGCCCCAUAAGGUCUGCGCUUACUUGUACCCUGCCUGCCAUACAUGGUUCGUGUUGGGCACAAUUAUUUUUCUCAAUGGCCUCAUGUGGGGUGGUUUCGAGAUUUCUGCGAUUCAUAAUGAGGAGAUCGGCUCUCUUGCAGUCAACUUCCGAGUCCUAGAUGGGCUUUUCCAAGCUUUAGCUGUGCGUGGUGGGGGGUUUUCUGUUGUCGCAUUCGAUCGCUUGCCACAGGGCAGCACAGAGGUUGCGGAUAAUGGGCCCGCAGAACACCUUCAGCAAGAACCCCCUCGCCCGCGCUUCUCAAGAUUUUCCCAUGGCCGCUUUGUGUACAAACAACUUCGGUCUCAAUUCAGCCACGAUAUCUGGUGGCUCUCCCUUGCAAUCCUCCUCAUAACAAUCAUCGAAUCGGGUCACUUCACAGCUGAACCCUUGGCCUUUUCCACCUUCAAGAUUAUCUUCGAAGCUGUGUCUGCAUACAGCUGCGUCGGUGUGUCUAUUGGUUAUCCCGGUCAGAGUUACGCGUUUUGUGGUGCAUGGCACACACUUAGCAAACUAUUGCUUAUCGCAGUUUCAUUGCGAGGAAGACACCGUGGUCUGCCUGUCAUUGUUAACGCCGAUCCCUUUCUUCAAGCACGAGGUAUCACUGGAACAGAGAAGAAACAGCUGGAGAAAGAUAGGUAUGUGAAUAUCCACAAAACUUCUUUUGAUCCCGUUUAA